Molecule: messenger RNA, 996 nt
Organism: Gallus gallus (chicken)
Lineage: Eukaryota; Metazoa; Chordata; Aves; Galliformes; Phasianidae
Product: bromodomain testis-specific protein-like
Exons: 4
Coding region: 517-996 (159 amino acids)
Biological process (GO): chromatin remodeling; positive regulation of transcription elongation by RNA polymerase II
Cellular component (GO): nucleus; chromatin
Source: RefSeq, a predicted model, not a curated record
AGUCUUCUUAACUUUUGACUCUGAUUUUGUCAUUUAAUUUGUCCUACUAUCUCCCCUUCCUCGUUCAAUUCUGAAUGUGCAGAUAGCUUUGGGGUUGGGGGCUCCCACGUUUAAUACAGGAAUUAUAUUGUGGUUAAACUGCCUUUGAGUAUGUGUGAGCUUCAGCAUUUUAUUUUGAGAAUAGCUAUCUGACCCCUUCUGUAAUGGUGUUUGAGUGUUCCUGCGAUGCUGUGCUCCAGCUGUUCUUAGUGUUAAAUAAAAGGCUUUCCAUUAUUAACUUCUGUAGAAAACUUGAGGAGAAAAAAGAAUGCGUGUAGUUGAAUUGAACUGCCCCAACCUGUAGAAAAGUGGUCCAGUUCAGCUUGAAUAUUAGGAAGCAUUACCAGUAUUUGGGAGUGUUUUUGUCAUUUUGCACCACAUAAUUUAAAACAUUCAGUAGUGUGAAUUAAGUCAUCUUCUAGAUUGACUAAACAAUUAUUUUAAUUUAAGGUAAAAAAAAAAAUCCACAAACUCAACAUGAAUAAAAAAACAAUUUUUAUUCUUCCAUCAGGUCGUUGUAAUACACCUAAUGGUACAAAGACUCUAGAGACAAAAUCCCAGAGUUUUCCAGAAAGGGCCGCAGGAAUUAAGAACAUAGAUUCCUGGGUAAGCUUGUGCAAAAUGAUGACGCUUCCAGCGCCAAUAAAGUCAUCUGCUGAGAGCUUCAAGCAUUUCAGGAAAGUAGCCUUACAGAAGGCAGCUGGGCAAGCACAGGAAAAAGAGAGGGUCCACAAAGGCACGGGAUUGGAUGCCAUGGCAAUGAGAGACUGUAAGCCCCGAAAAGAAGAAGAUAUGAGCAAACAAUUGCCAGAAGCUCAGCAACACCCUCUUGUUCAGGACCGUAACUUGGCUAGAAAAAUGGAACAAGAACGCAGAAGGAGAGAAGCAAUGGCUUGUACAAUUGAUAUGAAUUUGCAGAGUGAUAUUAUGGCAACUUUUGAAGAAAACCUUGAAUGA